Williopsis jadinii is the source of this 1464-nucleotide messenger RNA. RefSeq names its product putative 2-methylcitrate dehydratase (gene PDH1). The record is from RefSeq and is a predicted model, not a curated record. NCBI's taxonomy places the organism in Eukaryota, Fungi, Ascomycota, Saccharomycetes, Phaffomycetales, Wickerhamomycetaceae. Gene Ontology annotation, molecular function: 2-methylcitrate dehydratase activity; 2 iron, 2 sulfur cluster binding. The transcript has a single exon. The coding region runs from base 1 to 1464 and encodes 487 amino acids. Gene Ontology annotation, cellular component: mitochondrion.
AUGUCCGCCAUUGUCACCGAGAACACCAGACCUGAGCCAGAUAAGGUGCUCAAGGACAUUGCCACAUACAUCCACAACUACAACAUUGACUCCAAGUUGGCCGUGGACACCGCCAGACUCUGCUUCUUGGACACGCUCGGUUGUGGGUUGGCUGCAUUGAAGUACGAGGAGCCAAAGAGAAUCAUCGGUCCUGUUGUUCCAGGCACAGUGGUUCCAAACGGUACUAAGGUUAUUGGUACAUCUCACCAAUUGGACCCGGUCCGUGGUGCUUGGGCCAUUGGUACCAUCAUCAGAUGGUUGGAUUACAACGAUUGUUGGUUGGCUGCUGAAUGGGGUCAUCCAUCCGACAACAUGGGUGGUAUCCUUGCCGUUGCCGACCACUUGACCAGAGUUGCCAAGGCUACAGGCCAAGGCAAGGUGUUCAAAGUUAAGGACGUUCUGGAAGGUAUGAUCAAGGCCCAUGAAAUCCAAGGUUGUAUUGCCCUUGAGAACUCUUUCAACAAGGUUGGUUUGGACCACGUUCUCCUCGUCAAGGUUGCUACCACUGCGGUUGUCUCCAAGAUGCUCGGUUUGAACUAUGACCAAACCAUCGAUGCCCUCUCCCAAGCCUUUGUCGAUGGUCAAGCCUUGAGAACUUACAGACACGCUCCAAACACCAUGUCAAGAAAGUCUUGGGCUGCUGGUGAUGCCGUCUCAAGAGCCGUCAACUUGGCUUACCACGUUAAGAACGGUGAGUCCGGUAUGCCAUCUGUCUUGACUGCUAAGACCUGGGGUUUCUACGAUGUUUUGUUCAAGGGCAGACAAUUCGAGUUCCAAAGACCAUACGGUUCUUAUGUCAUGGAGAACGUUUUGUUCAAGAUCUCCUUCCCAGCUGAGUUCCACGCUCAAACUGCUGUUGAGGCUGCAUUGACAUGCCAGCAAAAGUUGGCAUCCUUGGGCAAGUCUUACAAGGAUAUCAAGUCCAUCCGUAUCAGAACCCAGGAGGCUGCUAUGAGAAUCAUUGACAAGAACGGUCCACUUUACAACUACGCUGACAGAGACCACUGUAUCCAAUACAUGGUUGCUAUCCCAUUGAUCUACGGCCGUUUGACCGCAGAUGACUACAGUGAUGCCAUUGCUUCUAACCCAGACAUUGAUGCUUUGAGAGAAAAGAUGUACUGUGUUGAAGAUGAGCAAUUCACCGUUGACUACCACGCACCAGACAAGAGAUACAUUGGUAACGCUUUGCAAAUCGAGUUGAACGAUGGUACCGUUUUGGACGAAGUUGUUGUUGAGUUCCCAAUCGGUCACAGAAAGAGAAGAGAGGAAGGUAAGCCAGUGUUGUUGGCCAAGUUUGAGAGACACGUUAAGGAGCACUUCCAAGACAAGGCUCAGGCUGAGAAGAUCUUGGAGGCCAGUGCCUCUGCUGACUUGGACAACAUGGAUGUUGACGAGUACGUUGACUUGUACGCCGUUAAGAACUAA